Durio zibethinus is the source of this 2189-nucleotide messenger RNA. RefSeq names its product UDP-Glycosyltransferase superfamily protein. Gene Ontology annotation, molecular function: UDP-glucosyltransferase activity. Lineage: Eukaryota; Viridiplantae; Streptophyta; Magnoliopsida; Malvales; Malvaceae. The record is from RefSeq and is a predicted model, not a curated record.
UUGGCUCCUCGUUUUUGACACGACAUCACAACCCAAUGACCCAAAAAAACCUUUUAACUGGUUUUGCAUCAUUGAAGCCUGUAAACAGAAACUUCUUGAGCCUUUCACCGACACAAAAAUGGCAGAAAAGAGAGAAAAUGUGGUGAUGUUCCCCUUCAUGGCGCAAGGCCAUAUCAUCCCUUUCCUAGCGUUAGCCCUUCAUAUUGAAAAAACAGGGAAGUAUAAAAUAACAUUUGUCAACACCCCUCUUAACAUCAAGAAACUGAGAUCAUCCCUGCCUCCAAACUCCUCUAUUCAAUUCCUUGAAAUCCCUUUCAAUAGCUCCGACCAUGGCCUCCCUCCCAACACUGAAAAUUGUGAUGUUGUUCCUUACCAUUUUGUUGUUCGACUUCUUGAAGCUUCAGCUUCUCUGAGGACUGUUUUUAAACAACUUAUUGAAGAUAUCAUACAAGAGGAGGACGGUCACCGCCCACUUUGCAUAAUCGGAGACAUCUUUUUUGGAUGGAUGGCUGGUGUUGCCCAGGAGCUUGGCGUGUUUCAUGCCGUGUUUAGUGGGGCUGGUGGGUUCGGUUUGGCUUGCUACUACUCCAUCUGGUUAAAUCUUCCUCACAAGGAAAUAAAGCUGGCAGAUAAUCACUUUUUGUUGCCAGAUUUCCAAGAAGCUUCGAAGAUACACUUGACCCAGUUGCCUUUAACUAUGUCAGAGGCAGAUGGGACAGAUUCGUGGUCGGUUUUCCAUGGCAAAUAUUUGCCAGAAUGGUCUAAAUCUGGUGGGAUUUUGUUCAACACAGUGGAGGAGUUCGAUCAUAUUGGAUUGAUGUAUUUUAUGCGAAAGCUAGGUAGGCCAGUCUGGCCAGUCGGGCCAAUAUUGUUGUCAAUCGAAAACAGAGCACGUGCUGGCAAAGAAGCUGCAGGAAUCACACCUGAGUUUUGCAAAGCAUGGUUAGACACAAAGCCUCAAAAUUCAGUGUUAUACGUCUCUUUUGGAUCAAUGAACACCAUCUCUCCAUCACAAAUGAUGCAGUUAGCCAAAGCAUUGGAGGUAAGUGGCAAAAAUUUUAUUUGGGUUGUCAGGCCACCCUUAGGGUUUGACAUAAAUUCAGAAUUCAAAGCCAAUGAAUGGUUGCCUGAAGGGUUUGAAGAGAGAAUUAGGGAGUCAAAGAAAGGGUUGGUAGUGCAUAAAUGGGCACCCCAACUGGAGAUUUUAUCCCACAAAUCUACAUCUGCUUUCUUAAGCCACUGUGGAUGGAAUUCUGUGCUUGAAUCUCUUAGCUAUGGUGUUCCAUUACUUGGCUGGGCUAUGGCUGCUGAGCAGUUUUUCAAUGUGAAGCUCUUGGUGGAAGAGGUAGGGGUUUGUGUGGAAGUGGCAAGAGGAAAAGCCUGUGAAGUGAAUCAUGAAGAUGUGGCAGCAAAAAUUGAAUUAGUAAUGAGUGAUUGCGAGAAAGGAAAGGAGAUAAGAAGGAAAGCUUCUCAAGUAAGGGAGAUGAUCAAGAAUGCUAUGAAAGAUGAGAAAGGUUUCAAGGGUUCUUCAGUCAAAGCCAUGGACAAUUUCUUCAACGCAGCGAGGACUAUGAGGGGACAGGCCCAGAAGCAACAAAACGGUAGAUGUACCUAAAAUUAAGGGUCAAAAAGAAUGAUUUUGUAGCAGUAACACGGUAAAAAUGUUGGAUGAAAGUAUCCAAGGUUGGAAAAAUGUAUGAAUACUCCCUCGUAUUAGAAAGCCUCAUGGGCAUGUUCUUUUUCUCUUUUUCGGUUAGUAGAUUUCAAAGUUGAAAAUUAGCGGCGGAACCGCAAUUUUCGUGAUGCUGUUCGGUGUUUACGCCACUUUCAGUUCUUUUUUGAACCCGACAUGACUUUGGUGCAGUUUGGCAUCAAUCAAAACAGAUAAUGACAGAUGCACGAAGGAAUCCUUCCAUGCGGCCGAAAAAGAAGACAAAUAUGUGGUGGUUCCACGAGAUGCAUGACUUCCUAUCCCAAAGGUUCCUAAUUCCUACCUACAUUCAUUGAAGUUGCAUCCAGAAACACUAGCUGGAUAGGUUAUCUGUUCACACUUGUGAUAUUUUUAUUUUUAAUGCUUUAGUCAUGUGAUAUUUUUAUGAGAUGGAUAUGUCAUGAAAUAAUAAACAUUAUAUGUGACGUGUUCAAUCAAUAUUUUUUUUAGAAAUUAAUGAUUGGAUGAAAAAAAUUAU